Messenger RNA from Theobroma umbraticum, 1476 nucleotides. Its product is annotated as 28 kDa ribonucleoprotein, chloroplastic-like. Gene Ontology annotation, cellular component: chloroplast thylakoid membrane. Gene Ontology annotation, molecular function: mRNA binding. Gene Ontology annotation, biological process: chloroplast rRNA processing. NCBI's taxonomy places the organism in Eukaryota, Viridiplantae, Streptophyta, Magnoliopsida, Malvales, Malvaceae. The record is from RefSeq and is a predicted model, not a curated record.
UACUGCAGUGUUGAGGAGAGCAAAUACCACCAAAGUCCACGAGAGAAAUCAUAUAUAUACCAGGAUCUAGUCCCACCAGCAAAAGAAGUGCCCCAGUGGAGAAAGCCCAGUUUAACAGUCUAGAAAACUGAUCCAUACUGAAAGUGAACUGAACACACCUUAUCUGCAGCUCAUUGGACAAAAUCUGCCCACAUCAGCUUGGAUAACUUUACACUCCUUCCGGUUCCAUGCCUUGUAGCAACUUUUCAGCUCCUACCUCCGCAUCCCUCGCAACGGAAAAAACCUCCACCUACCAGCAGUGACUGACUCCAUUGCUGCCACCUACUGCAAUAACAUCCGAUAUUACCAUGGCUGCAACUGCUGCACCAGCAGUAGGCUCAUCUUUCUCUCCGUCCAUCCAGACCCUCAAAUGCAUGCGUUUUAAGCAACUGACAGCUGAUCAUUCUGUCCUUAGAUUUCCAUCGUCUCGGACGAUAUCAUCAAUAUCUCACUCUUUCUUCACUCAUGAACUUUUCCCCACCAGCGGCACUGUGCAAAAGUGGCGUGUGCUUAAGGUGUCAGCUGCUGUUGCCCAACAAGAGGCAGCCGCAACUGCCCAAGAGGAAGAAAGUUUGGUGGAGGAAGAGGUGAAGGAAGGAGAAGUAGCAGCAGAAGGAGAAGCUGAAGCUCAGGCUGAGACUGCGGCUGAAGCUGAGUCUCCUGUGAAUACUAAGCUUUACUUUGGGAACUUGCCUUACAAUGUUGACAGUGCCCAACUCGCAGGGAUAAUACAAGAGUAUGGCAGCCCAGAGCUUGUUGAGGUGCUUUAUGAAAGAGAAACUGGAAAAAGCAGGGGCUUUGCAUUUGUGACUAUGAGCGCCGUUGAAGAUUGUAACGUGGUUAUUGAAAAUCUGGAUGGAAGUGAAUAUCUUGGUCGAACUUUGAGGGUGAACUUUUCAGAUAAACCUCGACCUAGAGAACCUUUAUAUCCAGAAACUGAACACAAGCUUUUUGUUGGGAAUCUAUCAUGGUCUGUCUCAUCUGAAAGUUUGACACAAGCAUUUCAAGAAUAUGGAACUGUAGUUGGAGCAAGGGUUCUGUAUGAUGGGGAGACAGGAAGGUCACGGGGUUACGGUUUUGUCAGCUACUCAACGAAAUCGGAGAUGGAAGCUGCCCUUCAAUCUCUUAAUGGAGUGGAACUAGAAGGAAGGGCAAUACGGGUGAGCCUGGCUCAAGGAAGACGACCAUAAGAUCACAAAAAACGUGAAUUCAAGAAGCAUUUACAGUAACUGUGAAUCUCUUAGAGGAGAUGGAAGGAGGGAGUCACUCUGAUAAUAUAGUCAGUCACCCUGAGUGACCUGAAAUUCCCUUUCAUUUCUCCUUGUCUAUACCUCAUUUUCCACUUAGCAUUUCUUGACUGGAACUUAUAACAAAUUCUUCAUCGCCACCUUUGCUAAUAUUGAUAGUUGCUUUUCUUAUGAUUGUUUAUUGGACAAA